GUGUCUUUUUCAUUCAUGGAUUUAAAUUCAGUGGCCAAUGAGGAAACUUUCCGGAAAAUAGGAGCGCAGUUGGCUGCAAUCGGUGAUAAACUGGCUAAUGAGAUUGACGACUCAUUGGUGAACAAUCUGGCACAACAAUUCAUAAUGGGAAAUGUGUCCAGUCAGCAUCUGUCUGACACCGUGAGGAAUGCCAUGGCAAGGAUGCCUCCGGAAAUGGGACAGGAAAAAGCCAUGUUAAUGGCCACAAUGAUUUUGGCCAAGAAAGUAGCCAACGUAGUCCCUAUGUUGUUGCAGCAGGUGUUCAACACAACAGUGAAUUAUAUCAACGAGAACCUCCACGAUUAUGUGAACAAUUUGGGACCUGAGAACUGAACAAAAGGGAUGCACAUCUGCAUGCAUGAACUAAUUUUUUUAAAAAAGUUUUUAAAGAUUAAGAAAAAUUGUGUCAUUUUGGAAUUUUUGAACUUUUCAAAUUUUUGAACUUUUUUAUCAACAGUAAUUUACUUCAUUAUUCUACAUAGUUGACUGAAAUAUGAAUUGGCAACUCUCCUUUUCUACUUGAAAUCUUAGGCCAUUUUUUAUGUCCCUUGUAGGAGAAAAGCAAAGUGGUUUAUUAUUCUCAGGAUUGUGGUGUUAUGACAUCUCUCUUUGAAAAGAGGACUAGAAACUAGUCUGUUCUGCCACUUGCUAUUUAAGUGAAUUGUUGAUGGAAUAUGCUUGAUUUAUAGUUAGAGUUGUGAAUUUUUUUUAAAAAGAAUGCAUGUUAUUCUGUUCCAUUUAUCUGCCAUCUAAAAAUUGCCAUAAUAUAAAGUCUUAAAAAAUUAAAAUGUGUAUUGUUUUUCAUAUUUAAUAGACAAUCAGCAUUAAUGCAUGAGCCAGGAACAAUUGGUGUUCUCAACUGAGACUGAUUAUCUUUACCAUGGGUUUUGUGGACAUUUAGGAAAGGAAAUUGCCUAUUUUGAAACGACACCAAUACAGUAAAGGUCAAUUAUAAUAUUUGUAAUUCUUUCUGCUUUGGGUUUGGGCCAUUGCUGGAAUACAGAUUUUAAUGGGGAAAAAGUAAGUGAUAGCCAUUGUACAAUUUUUAAAGAUUUGAUGAAGGUCUCUGUAUUUAAGUUAGGUAUGAAGUUGGAAGUCAAAUUGUUUAUAAAAAUAUUACAUUUUAUCAACUGA
Ahaetulla prasina is the source of this 1173-nucleotide messenger RNA. RefSeq names its product BH3 interacting domain death agonist (gene BID). The coding region runs from base 16 to 372 and encodes 118 amino acids. The transcript is spliced from 3 exons. The record is from RefSeq and is a predicted model, not a curated record. Gene Ontology annotation, biological process: positive regulation of extrinsic apoptotic signaling pathway; positive regulation of intrinsic apoptotic signaling pathway; apoptotic mitochondrial changes. Lineage: Eukaryota; Metazoa; Chordata; Lepidosauria; Squamata; Colubridae. Gene Ontology annotation, cellular component: mitochondrion; cytoplasm; cytosol.